This is a messenger RNA of Baudoinia panamericana UAMH 10762, 972 nucleotides long. RefSeq lists its product as uncharacterized. The record is from RefSeq and is a predicted model, not a curated record. Gene Ontology annotation, cellular component: mitochondrial membrane. Lineage: Eukaryota; Fungi; Ascomycota; Dothideomycetes; Mycosphaerellales; Teratosphaeriaceae. Gene Ontology annotation, biological process: mitochondrial transport. The transcript is spliced from 2 exons. Bases 1 to 972 code for a protein of 323 amino acids.
AUGUCGACGACACUUGGCUCAUUCAUUGCUGGCGGCAUAGCGGCAUGCGGCGCGGUCACGGUCACACACUCCUUCGAGACAGUUAAGAUCCGGCUACAGUUGCAGGGCGAGCUGCAAGCGAAGCAAGAUGCGCCGAAACUGUAUCGAGGUGUGCUGCAUGGCGUUAGGGUGAUAUACCAGAAUGAAGGCAUGAGAGGGCUGCUACGCGGAUUGAGCUGCGCAUACAUCUACCAAAUGACGCUCAAUGGCUGUCGGCUUGGCUUCUACGACCCUAUACGAACGUCGCUCAAUUCACUAGCUCUCAACAGAGACCUCUCCCAUAUGCAAGAUACACGCGUGAAGCAGUACCAAAGCCUGCCUAUUAACAUUUUCUCUGGCGCCACGUCUGGUAUCCUCGGCGCGGCGGCCGGCUCGCCUUUCUUCCUUGUCAAAACCAGGUUACAGUCCUACUCGCCCUUCUUGCCUGUGGGCACCCAGCAUCAGUACCGCAACGCGUGGGACGGCUUGAGCCAGAUCUACCGAGCAGAAGGCAUCCGCGGCCUGUAUCGCGGCAUCUAUCCUGCAAUGGUUCGGACAGGCUUCGGGUCUGCCGUGCAGUUACCGACAUACUUCCUCGCGAAAAGGCGGCUCCAGUCGUGGUUCGACAUGCCAGACGGAGCGCCACUGCAUUUGCUAUCUUCCACGGCGUCUGGGUUUGUGGUGUGUGUGUUCAUGCAUCCUCCGGACACGGUCAUGAGCCGAAUGUACAACCAGACCGGCAAUCUGUACUCGGGCGCUUUCGAUUGCUUGUACCGUACGGUCAAAACUGAGGGGAUUCUGGCUGUAUAUAAGGGCUUCUUUGCACAUUUGGCGCGUAUCUUGCCGCAUACGAUCUUGACGCUGAGUCUGGCGGAGCAGACCAACAAGCUCAUGCGACGGUUCGAGGAGAGCGCUCUGGGCAUACCGGACAAGACGAAGGCCAAGAUAGCAUAG